UGACACAAUGCUGUCUAUAUGACAUCACACUACAUAAGAUAUUUGCAUCGUAGAAGAAACCGCAUCAACUGCUAAUAGUUUGUUGGUAGAAAUGAUCGAAUGUAACCAGAGACGACGAACAUGAAAACUGAGAUGUUUUUAUAUCAAGCAGAUGUCGCCCUCGCGAUUAUUAUUAUGACGAAACAUAUUCGAAUUAUUACCGAACAAUAGAAAGGUUCGAUUCGACUGUUAUAGAACAAUGGAAAAGCCACGUGCUGUUUAUGUCGUCAUAAUCGAAACAACGUUCAUUGUUUUGUUUUCUGUGACGUCACAAUCACAACGCGAAGCGAAAUCGAUUCGAGGAUUUUGUUAAAAAGUCAUUUUUUACCUUUAAUAUAAAUGAUUGUUACGUCACAAGCAGGUGGUUGUCAACUGCAAUCAGCUUUGUGACGUAUCAAGUAACAUCGAAGUUGCUCUCUAACACCACCACGCGGUUGGUAUUGUUACGUCAUAAUAAUAAUGAUUCACAAUCAACCUACACAUAACAACAAGUCAUUAUAUAUUGUGACGUCACAAAGGUUUCCACAGUUGGCUUAUUAUUACAACAAUGUUAACGCCGGUUUGUUUGUUACGUGUGUAGUCGGUUAUAUGACGUAACACAGAAUGGAUACUACGUCAUCACUUGCUUUUAUAUGUGGAGGAUUGGUUAGUUUGAUCAGUUUCGUGUUGUCUUGGCUGUUAUUUGUCCGAUUCGACGAAGAAAGACAAUCAACCGAAGGACCAACCGUUGACAAUGGGCGCCAGGAAACAAUACAUACGUGUGACGUCACAAACGUCAUAGAAGAGAAAGAUGACGUAACCCAACCACGAGAUGAUACGUCAUCAUCGCUUGAUGACAUCACAACAGAUGACGUAGCCACCAUAUUUCAUCUUCCACAUUGUGAAUCCCUUGCAACCACACCAGUGAGGUAUAUUAUGACGUCACAUGGAGGUUCGAAGACACGUGACAUCGAAAAUAGCGACAGUGUGGGGGCGUUGUGUGUCGAUCAGUCGCGAUGGUUGGAAGACACUACCAUUGUGACGUCACAAGGAGGAUUGUUAUGCGUGGCGGGCUGUCAAGUUCGUAUCCCCCCCAAUAUAUUGGAACAAGACGCGAAAAUGAAACUAAAGUGCUUGUUUACGUCACAUGAGGGAUCGGGAAACACCCUGGUGAUUUCCCCCAUCGUAACCAUUGAUUGUGACGUAGAGGUUAAUAACCUCAAGUUACAGCUCACUGUUACCAUGCCAACAUGUUACGCAGCGAGGCGUGACGAUCGACCAAUAGGGGUGAAGGUCGAAUACCAAGCAGAGGGUAUAUGGCGCCAUCUAGCGUUCUCCGUUCAUGGGGAUUCCCGUUACGUCACUUUCGUCACAGACGCACUGGGAACGUUCCGUGCCAUCUUACCCCAAGCUGAGUUCGACAGGUCGCUUAAAUUCAUUAACUCGGUUGGGUUCGUUAAAAGGGCUGGGGAGUCGCCGCUAGAUGUCGUGUGGUGUUUAUGCGACGAUUCGUCCCAGCUUGUCGCGAAACUCUGGCUCGAGAUGGCGCCCCAGAGCACCUACCAGCGGAUCAUCGAACCCCGGGUGUUUUGCGUUGGAUUCGAUGAUGACCUCACAAUAAAGAUUAAUACAGCCGAUGGUGACGUCGCAUCUACGUCAUACAGGGUGAGGCGAAACGAUUCUUGGGAAAAAAUUUUGUUGAAAAAGUUCGUGUUUCGGUUUCGCAACCCUUGUGAUGUCAUAAAGACGUAUGUUGUGAACAAUCAGUGGAACAAUGUGAUCUUGCGCGGCGAGGUCGCUUCAUUCAAACUAGGCCCCAAUCGACGGUAUUGUGACGUAUUUGAUGAUGACGUCAUCAAGGUAACGAAGAAGGCUGGUGAUGACGAAAGCAUGACGUCAUCGGAGGAUGAACACACGUAUGCGCAGAUAAGAAAAAAGGUUGUGACGUCACCAAAGGCUGUGACGUCACCAAAGGCUGUGACGUCACCAAUGCCACCGAGAUCGGUACCAAGCCCGGGGAAGUACCCACCCAACCCAACAACCCCUGAAAGGCGACAUCUAGCGUCGGUGUCGACGACGUUCAGAAGAAUUCGGCGAAGGUUACGUCAUAAAGACAAUAAAACUUUGUAACUAUUGAUAAUUCCAGAACAUGUUGGUUACGUAUGAAUGCAAGUUGUAGCACGUUACACACCAUAUAUGGUGGCGUCACAAACCGAUAUAUCGCGCCAUAUUUUGUGUCAAUGACGUAAUAAUGUGCGGUAAUAAUAGAACAUUGAUGAGACGCAA
Molecule: messenger RNA, 2304 nt
Organism: Ciona intestinalis (vase tunicate)
Lineage: Eukaryota; Metazoa; Chordata; Ascidiacea; Phlebobranchia; Cionidae
Source: RefSeq, a predicted model, not a curated record